AUGUCGACUUUAUGGGCACUUAUUGCAUCAAUUUUCUAUUUGGAGUUGAAAUUUGUAAAUAAUUUUGUAUUACCUUUUGAAGGACUUUAUAAAUUGGAUAUUAUACAUUUCAACGACUUUCAUGCAAGAUUUGAGGAAACGUCUAUCGAAACCCCAACGUGCCACUUCAACAACGGUUCCUGCUUAGGUGGCUUCCCUCGCUUGUACAGCGCGAUUAGCAGUUUGAAGUGUCAGAACCCACAAGCACUUCUUCUGAAUGCCGGCGACAGUUUCCAAGGCACUUACUGGUAUACAUUGCUAAAGUGGAAAGUCACACAGGAGUUUAUGAAUUUACUACCUCACGAUGCACAUGCAAUUGGUAAUCACGAUUUUGAUGAUGGACCAGAAGGACUAGCCCCAUAUAUCGCCACCCUCAAGGCGCCUGUUUUAGCUGCUAAUAUGAAUUCUAGCAAAGAGCCUAUACUGCAGAAUCUUUAUAAACCCUAUGUUAUAUUAGAACGAAGCGGUAGAAAGAUCGGCAUAAUUGGAUUGAUUACUCCCGAUACUAAGACAUUAUCCUUCACUGGUAACAUCGAAUUCACUGAUCCUCAUACAGCAACGAGGCGCGAGGCUGAAAAGUUAACUGAAUUAGGAGUGGAUAUAAUAAUUCUUCUUUCCCAUUGCGGCUAUGAUGUUGAUAUAGCACUGGCCCGUGAACAUGGUCAAUACGUUGACGUAAUUGUUGGCGGUCACUCACACAGAGAUGCGUCCUUUGUGAUACCGUAUUUAACGAUCAUCGAGGCAGAUGGUGAACAGAAGAAACAGGUCGUCGUUGUGCAAGCAUAUGCGUUUACGAAAGUUUUAGGCAAUCUCUCAGUUUAUUUCGACGUCAAUGGAAAUGCGAUAAAAUGGGAAGGAGAACCAAUAACGCUGAAUAGAUCUAUACCGGAAGACGAAGAGGUAAAACAGAAAUUAGCUCCUUAUGCUAAGUUAGUGCACGAAGCCGAAAAUACGCCCGUUGGAGCUAUUAAAUCGACGCUGGAUUAUCGUGACUGUGCGCACGGAGAGUGCAAACUGGGCAAUCUGUUGGUUGACGCUUUAAAUUACCGAGCAAAGCAAACAACCAAGAAAGCCGAUUGUAUAACAUUUGUCCAGCGUAGCAAUAUAAAUGCUUUAGUACCAAAAGGAUCAAUUACAAAAGGGUUGAUUAUCGAGCUAUUCCCUUACUAUGAUUUUGUUGAAACAUUCAAACUGAAAGGAAUAUAUAUUUUAAAAGCAUUGGAAAGAAGUGUUAGUGAACUGACAUCAACCGUUCCUUUCGAAGGACCAUGGCUUCUGCAAGUUUCUGGACUUCACGUGAUAUAUAACCUAACAGAGCCUGAAGGACAGCGAGUAGUCGCUGUAUAUGUUGGUGAUCCCGAGGCAAGCAAUGAACUGGACAAAGAAGGCUAUUAUCAGGUCACAGCACCUGCUUACUUGGCGGACGGCGGCGACGGUUAUUUGAUGUUCAAGAAUGAAAAAAAGAGUGUUAAAAUAAUAGGUAGAGACCAAAUAAUAUUGGAGAACUACAUUAAGGAAUUUUCUCCAUUGUCAGUCAACACAAAUAAGCGCAUAAUACUUACUUACUAA
Messenger RNA from Parnassius mnemosyne (clouded apollo), 1608 nucleotides. The record is from the annotation of a GenBank genome assembly. NCBI's taxonomy places the organism in Eukaryota, Metazoa, Arthropoda, Insecta, Lepidoptera, Papilionidae.